Messenger RNA from Halteromyces radiatus, 1228 nucleotides. RefSeq names its product S-adenosyl-L-methionine-dependent methyltransferase. The coding region runs from base 36 to 929 and encodes 297 amino acids. Gene Ontology annotation, molecular function: S-adenosylmethionine-dependent methyltransferase activity. NCBI's taxonomy places the organism in Eukaryota, Fungi, Mucoromycota, Mucoromycetes, Mucorales, Cunninghamellaceae. The transcript has 2 exons. The record is from RefSeq and is a predicted model, not a curated record.
UUUUUUUUUCCUGACAUUUAACGACUCACUUUCUCAUGGCGACUUUCUCCAAAGAUGGAUUCAAUGCAGAUAGCUACAUGACCUAUAGACCUACAUAUAAUAAAAAUGCAUAUUCUUAUAUUUUCGAAGUACAUCAAGGCGACUUGGAACUGGCGGUGGAUGUAGGUUGUGGUCCAGGCACGGUAACAAUUGAACUUGCCAAAUGGUGUCGACAAGUCAUCGGUAUUGAUCCUUCCAACAGUAUGAUUGAAGUGGCUCAGAAAACGGCACAACAACAGGGCCUUCAGAACGUGACCUAUCGACAAGGGUAUGGUGAACAACUACCUCUGGAAGAUCAAUCAGUGGAUAUCCUUACAGUGGCCCAAAGUUUACAUUGGCUAGAUCCUAGCAAGUUUUUAUCAGAAGUGAAACGUGUAUUACGACCAAAAGGUACUUUGGUGGCCUGGGGUUAUAUGUUUGGCAAGUUAUGCUUCGAUGACAACACAUCUCAACAAGAAUAUCAGGAUACAUUGGCACAACUUGGUGAUCCGGACAAAGGUGGAUUAUUAGGUUCUUACUGGGAAAAGAAUCGAGCUAUUGCAACUGCUGGUUUUGUAUCAUGGCUACCUGAAUUCCAAAAAGUGUUCAAGAAGGUACAACACUUAUCUUAUCCAACUUUAUUGACACCUUCAUCGAUGAUUCUGACUAUGCCUUGGAUGGAUGAUUCUGAUAUAUCGUUUCAUCAAUUGAUCGCCUACGUCAAAACCUGGAGUUCGUACAAGAAUUGGUUGGAUGCAAAACGACAACAACAUGAUGAUGAUGAUGAUGGUGAUAUUGUUGAUACAUUUUUCAAGAAUCAAUUUCCCUCUGUUUCCUUGGAUACUCUCGUGCAUGUACAAUGGCCCCAUUCUGUAUUUAUAGUUUCUAAUCCCUAUUCAUCUACUUUGUAAUUCCCUCUCCUUCCUCAUUCCCAGUUGUUCUUCAUUAUAUAUCUACACAAUUUUCCCCGGCACUACUAUAUCUAUAUUCUAUUUUUAGUAUAUAUAUGUAAAUGCUGUUUGUUUAUUUGAUGAUGAUGCAAUAAAAAAGAAAUGGUCUUUUUUGUUAAAAAAUACUCUAUGUCUAUAACUAUGAUAAACUACCUAAAGGGUAACGGGUCUAAUUCUAUCCGAUGAUGAUGAUGAUGAUGAUGAUGAUGGUAUGGUGGAUGGUAACUAUAAAUUGAUUUCAAAAAUAAGGCAAGGAGAAC